UUUCAGUGCCACUAGAUAGGACAGAACACCACACCCAGAAGGUGUGUGGGCUAGAUUAUUGAACACUACUACUCAGCCAACUGCAGCUCUAUUCCCUGCUCUAACACUGGCCUGAUGAGUGACUUUGGCAUGCCUCAGUUUCCUUAUCUGUAAAAUGGGGAUAAUGAUACUUAACCAUGCUAAAGCGUUUUGAGAUCUAAGGAUGAAAAGUGCCUUGGAAGAGCUAGGUAUCAUUAUUAUUGAAGUUAGGCUCCUAGGUCCAUAUUGAGACACCUAAAGAAGUGGCCUGCUUUUCAAAAGUCCUGAGCAUCCAUCUGCUCCCAUUGGCUUCCAUGGGAGGUGUGACAUGCUCAGCAGUUUUGAAAAUCAAAUCACGGUACUUAGUACAGUAGCUUCCACUUAUUGGCAGCCUCUUGAUUCCCAGCAAAAAGCUGCCAUUAUCCAGAAGUUGCCAAUAAACAAAAGGCAGGUUUGUGGGACUGCGGCCAAAGAAGCAAGCACUGGAAUGUGCUCUCUGGCUGCAGCCCCACAACCCUGCCUGCAGCCAGGGCUCAGCAUGUCCCAGAGCUUCCUUCCCUGGCUGCAGCCCUGCAAACCAGACUGCAGCAGGGACUUUCUUCCAAAAAAAGUUGUUACUAAGCAGCAUGCCUGUUGCCAAUAUCCAAAUCUUUAAAUUUGAAGUCAAUGGGAUAGGGUUGGUUCUUGGCAAAAUGUUUCUAUUAAGUGAAAGUUAUAUUGUGAUUGCUAUUAAGUGGCCUCCACUGUACUAUACAGGUUUUGGAGCCUAACUUGCAGCACCUCCUUUUGAAAAUCUUGGCUAUGGUGCCAGUAUCUGUAGGUUCUCCACAGCAAGAGAGGAGCUGUCAGGAGAGAAGAUCUGUGUUGUACAGUCUGUGCUGUACAGGAGAGGCUUUUGAGUUCUGCAAGACAGUCAGGUAUUAAGAACUUGACAGCUAAGCAACUCUGACAGGAUUCUUUGAAGCUGGUAUGCAGGAAGCUCUGAAACACUAAAAAGUAAUGAUUUUAAUAUACUUUUAUAUUUAUUAUUAUUGACUUAUGGGAAGGAAUUUUGUAAAGGAGAAGACAAAUCAAAAUCCAUGCCUACCAAGCUUACAGGCAAAUGCACACAAAAUUUGUCUCUGUGCACAUUUUCAUUAGCUAUUUUUCUGUGUCUCAUCCUGCAUUGUUGCAUACAGAUACUUUUCUUUUUGAUAAAUUUUCAGGAAGUGUGGGGUUCUGUUGGAUUUGAUUAAAGAAACCCUUUCCUUAUUUUGAUUAGGAAAAGUUAAUACAGGCAGGUAUAUAUUUUUUUAAACUGGCCUGACUAAUCUUCUUCAGAUGCCAUAAGCAAUAUUGUUUCCUCUGUCAAUCACAAGUCACUAAUUAUUUAGAGCAGUGUGUGUGUGUAUGAGAUUUGGGUUAUCCUUUCUUCAAUGUCUUGUUAUCAUGCUUAGCUUGCUCCUUUAGCCUUUCCUCUCAAAUCCUGCCUGCUUCAUUGACCGACCCAAGCCCAUCAGUCAAAGAAACAUGGAGAUGUAAUUAAAUGACAAUUUAAUCCCCCAUGAAAAGAUUAAAAUGAAUUGAUCAUCAUUGUUAUUUCCAUCUGUUCGCUCCGUGUUGAUUCUUUGUGUUUUAAGCUUUCAAUAAAGACAUGCACAAGAAGGGACCAUGUAGAAAAACUGCGUUUCUUGUUAUUAAUCAGAAAACAUGCACUAAUUUUAGCAGCUCAAGAUAACAAAAGAUUGCAACAAUACCAUUGGCAUGACACUGAUGACAUUAGCAAGAUGGAAAGCUCUUUUUAUUUUUCCCUGGUGACAAUUUAGCUUCAGCCAACACGAGGGAUAGUUUUUCUUAACAAUUUAAGCAUUUGACAAUUUUAAUAGAAGACAUAGACAUAGUCCUGAAAAUAAGCAUAAAACAACCAGUCAGAAUCAUCCUUUGAGGGCAUAGUUCAAUAAAAGGAUUGUCUACCAGAAAUUCUGAAGAAUAGUUUUAUUUGUUGGUUGUUACUAUUUUCAGUAGAGUAGGUUUCCAGAAAGACAGCUAAGUAUAUUAAAUUCAAACUUUUCUGCUUAAAAUAAACUUUAGGUGAUGAACAAAUGUCACAAAAUUCAAGGUCCAGGAUGAUAUUCCCAUUUGUAUCUCACAUAAUUGUGUAAAAGAGACAUGGGAUGUAUUAAGAACCAAAUACCUUAAAGUCCUCAAUUUAGGCAGAAAAUGGUUAAGUAGUACUGAGGUCCACUGAGGUGAGCAUCAUGGCUUAUUAGCUAAGGGUUAAAUACAGAGCUUCCCUGGGCUUCUAGCUCUGUUGUUAGACAGAAUCUACAUAUCUUCAUCAAUAAUACCAGGAAAUCUCUGCAUUGUGGCUAUGAUAUCUUAGCAACAGGUUGUUUGCCUUUCCCCAAAAAAACUAUUUAUUUGUAUUGUAGUAGCACUGAGGAGCCUCAAUCAUGGGCCAGUGCUAGGAUCAAAUUAAGGACAUGUCUCAUUUUGGGUAAGGAGUCACUACAGGGCAGGGAGGAGAUUUCUAAAGCACACUAACAUGUUACACAUAUAAUUGAUCUGUAUAGACUCUGCUGGUGUGCACAGAGGGUAUGUCUACACUGCAGUUAAAAACCUGUGGCUGUCCUGUGCCAGCUGAUUUGGGCUCUGGCUGUGGGGCUGGUUAAUUGUGGUGUAGAUGUUCUGGCUUUGGCUGCAGCCUGAACUCUGGGAUCCUUCCAUCUCGCAGGGUCCUAGAGCCCAGGUUGCAGCCCAAACCUGAAUGCCUGCAUAGCAAUUAAACCGCCCCUUAGCCAAGCCCGAGUCAGCUGUUCCCAGGCUAGCCACAGGUUUUUUAAUUGCAGUGUAGCCAUAUCCUAAGAGUUCCCUAGUACAUUUAAACUAUCAUUGACUUAAGAGGAGCACUCCCAAGACUGCAAGAUUUGCCAUAAUAGUCUGGAGGGGAGACAAAGUCACCACAGAAGACAGUGGUGGAGUAUGUUUCAGGAAAAGUAUUCUUUACCACCAAUUCUGAGUUGAGUAAAUUGAAGACGCUGAAGUCUGGAGAACGAUUAUUUUUGCUGCUGAAAAAACGUGCACCAAUUUCUCUCUCUAGAAAUAAAGGAAAAGUAUUCCAUGAAAUUCAAAAACUUGUAAUUGAGGACCCCAGAUGUUGGCUGGAUAUUAUUUCCAUUUGGAAACAUCUUCAUGGAAAUAAGGUCAAACAAGGAAACAUCUCUAAAGAAAAUCCAAAAUCCCUAAAAAGAAAAUCAGAAGAAGAGAUAAGUAUCAUAACAAAAAACCAGAAGAGAGAGCAAAUAUUAGAGACAGUUUCUGAUGAAUGCCACGUGGAAGAGCAAAAGAAAAGUGUGGUACUAGAAACAAACAAUGACAUGGACUUGUUGACUGAAAGCAAAACUUUUCUAGAAGAUGCAUCUGAAAGUAGAAUAGAGAAAUCAGUUGAAAGCAAUAACCGCAGCUUCAGUUUCAGAGUUUCUUGUCGCUGUAGUGGAACAAUUGCAAAAGUAUUUACUUCACAGGAGGUGGGAAAAGUACUUGGAAUAACUCUUAUAAAACAGCUUGGAUGGAAAGCAGAUUUGAGAAACCCUGAUCUAGAGCUCUUUGUACAUCUAAAUGAUAUUUACUCAGUGGUGGGGAUUCCUGUCUUCAGACUUCCACUGGCGACCAGAGAGUAUAUUCGAACUGCAGGACUCCGAUCUACUGUAGCGUGGGCUAUGGCAUCUCUUGCUGAAAUCAAUGCUGGUGCAUUUGUUUUAGAUCCUAUGUGUGGAUUAGGAACAAUACUCUUGGAAGCUGCAAAAGAAUGGCCUAAUGUACAUUACUUGGGUGCUGAUAUAAAUGAUUCACAGCUACAAGGUGCACAUGAAAACAUUAAGGCUGCAGGCUUGAUGGAUAAAAUUGAGUUACUUAAAGCAUCUGUCAUAGCAUUGCCAUUACCUUCGGAAAGUGUUGACGUUGUGAUUUCGGACAUUCCAUUUGGGAAAAAGUUCAAGAUAACAAAAGACACAAAGCUUCUACCAAAUAUUCUUCGAGAAAUGGAAAGAGUGCUUCAUGUUGGAGGGACAGUUGUAUUACUGGUGAGUCAAGAUCUCCACAAGCACAUGGGUGGCUGUAUUAGCAAUUGUAUUGAAAAUGACACAUCUUUGAAUGCCACCAGUGACAACAAGAAUGGAGCUGCUGUGGUGAAAGACUUGAAUCCCAAAGAGAAAAAUCGGAGUCCACGGAGUAUUUCCUCUUCAAUUAAAGGUGUAGAGACUGAACACUUCAACAAUAAAACUACAUGCUUUGGGUCUUUGGCAGCAGUAGAAUCCUAUGGAGUUAGCCUUGGGAAAACAGAUGCUUUCAUAUACAAAUAUAGGAAGAUAUUUGCUGCUGCAAUGCAGUAGCAUUCUGAAAGUGAACAUGAAUCUUAUUUGAAAGCAUGGUCCUAAUUUGGGGCCAUAUAGUGCCACUGGUAACCAAGUGUAUUUCAGCAGUUUUACAGCAUUCCUUCCCCCCCGCCCCAUUUAAUGGUUUCUUUGCUAAAGAAUUCAGUAGUCACAAGAUGGCAGAGACAGUCCUCUAACAUUAUUAAGUUGGCCACAAUAAAAUACUGAAAUGAGGCCAAAUCCUGAGAUCCUUACUCAAGCAAAGCAUCCAUUUACUUAAAAAGUAAAAACUGAGCAAAGGCCUCAUGGUUUGGUCCACACUCUUCUAGGAGUGAUUUGCAUAGGAUUUAACUUGCUGCCACUGCAGUGGAACUGUAUAGGUUUGCUUUCCUAAACAUUUACCUAGUCAGAAUAGGAAACAGAUGCACUCUUUGUAUAUUGAUCAGUAAUAUAAUUUAGUUUCCCCAAUUAGCACUGGAAUUUGAUAGGUUAUUGUACUAAGAUAAGGCAAAGUAUUAUCAGAACUCCUGUUCAGUUAGGAGCCUGAACGUGCAAGUUUGCAACACUCACUUACGAAAUCACACUGUAUUUAUAAUAAUUUUAUAAAUACAGUUAGCAAAGUCACAAACACUCUAAACCCUGCAAGGCAGGUAGAGAGAGUACAGAAUGUGCUGAGCAUCCAGAUACUUACACCAUCCCUUGCAAAACAACCUGCAGUGUUAGUUAUCUUCCCCAUCAGUCAUCAUCUUGGCCUCUCUCAAGGCAUAUGAGAUGGCAUACAACUUUUAUAAUGUUACACUUUUAUGCCACCAUGCGCAACGCAAUACUCAGGAAGGGUUUCAGGCCCUUUUCCUUAGUUGUAGUUCCUUACCCUAAUGUUGGGAUGCCCUUCUCCCAUAGAUUAUUAAUCCUUUUAACUCAGUUUUAUUAGCAUAUAAUUCAGUCAGUUACCAUGGCAUUCUUGUUGUCAGACAGCUGUUGAUGUCCCUAGCUUAAAAUAUCUCAAGAUGCUAUAAACUAGCAUCUCGUGGUUACUUGUCAACAGUUUAGUUUUUACAGCAUUUUAUUGUUUAAAAUCAUUAUCUAGGGUUACUUUUGGUUAAUUACUUAUGUUUAAGCCUUUUUGGACCUUAUGCCUUAAUUUAGCCAAACUAUUAUCUUACCGGUCUUGUAGGCUCUUUGCAUUAUUGCCUUAAUUUACACCUAAGCCACACCUAGUAAAUAUCUAUACCUGUAGGCUUCAGCACUAAGGGGGAUUGGAAGUCUUUACUGAAGUGUUUCUUAUUAAUCGAUUUUUUUGGUAGCAAUUAUUUAAACAAAAAUGUGAUGUAAAACCAAUUUCUGUUUUACUUUAGGUAUAUACAACCAUUUAAUGUUAGAAUAAAUCUAAAUAUCUAGUGUUCUGUUGGUAUGAGAUCAGCGCAGUGCUACUCAUGUUCUUUUGAGUAGCUAUUGCAGUUUUUUUUAUUGACAUUAAACAGCUCACAGUUUAA
Messenger RNA from Dermochelys coriacea (leatherback sea turtle), 5863 nucleotides. It is a transcript of the gene THUMPD2, whose product is annotated as THUMP domain containing 2. Gene Ontology annotation, biological process: tRNA methylation. The coding region runs from base 3375 to 4388 and encodes 337 amino acids. The transcript is spliced from 10 exons. Gene Ontology annotation, molecular function: RNA binding; tRNA (guanine) methyltransferase activity. Lineage: Eukaryota; Metazoa; Chordata; Testudines; Dermochelyidae. The record is from RefSeq and is a predicted model, not a curated record.